GUGAAAGAGAAGAACAUAGAAGGAAAAUUCGUUUAACCAUACCAAACGUGAAGACUGUAAGGAAAUGGGUCACUUCAAUAAAAGCUACCCGAAAUGCAAAUAUCAUAAAGCUGUAUCCGCUGAUGAUGUUGAGAGUCGCAAUAAGAAGAGGAAACAGAGCGCUAGUGUUGAAGUAGAGAAAAAAGCAGUGAAGAAAAAGAAAUUAAAAUUACAAGCUGUAGAGUGUCCCAGUUGUGGGAAUGAUAACCAUGCUUUUUCUCGUUCGCCCCCUGUCCUAACCAAAUACAGUCAAAGGACGAGGCCUUUUCAUCUGUCCUUGGGCAUAAUUUUACUAUUUUUGUAACGAAGUUUCCUAUCGACCGUGCUGCUUUGCCACAGUUUCGUGAAAAGUUCAAGAGAAAAGUCAUUUCAUGCUGCAAGGAUAUCAGAGCUAUAAUUUCCUGCUACAAACUAUUUGUCGUGCAUAAUA
This is a messenger RNA of Mycotypha africana, 469 nucleotides long. RefSeq lists its product as uncharacterized. The transcript has 3 exons. NCBI's taxonomy places the organism in Eukaryota, Fungi, Mucoromycota, Mucoromycetes, Mucorales, Mycotyphaceae. The coding region runs from base 65 to 343 and encodes 92 amino acids. The record is from RefSeq and is a predicted model, not a curated record.